Molecule: messenger RNA, 1917 nt
Organism: Spodoptera frugiperda (fall armyworm)
Lineage: Eukaryota; Metazoa; Arthropoda; Insecta; Lepidoptera; Noctuidae
Exons: 2
Coding region: 70-981 (303 amino acids)
Source: RefSeq, a predicted model, not a curated record
GUAUAUAUACAAUAUUUGGCGUCUUCUACAGCAUUCGUAUCGUUUCGAGUAACCUGCGCAGUGCAUGUGAUGAUUGUCAAAGCAUUUACUUUAUUAAUUCUCGUGUCGUACGCAAUUGGUGAAUUGUGUGUGAACUACGAUUUCGAACAAGGUUUCUAUGAAUUGUUUAGUGACAAUGGAGUUUGUGAUAGUCUCCCGCUUUGGUUUAUCGGUAAAUACGAGAAUUUAAAUAUGAUUGGAGAGAAUGGGAGCACGACUUUUAUCACACCUAGUUCUCAGUGGGCUGCAAGUUGUGCGUCGUCAUUCGUUUUUUCAAUGAAAUCGGGCGGUACUAUCGAAGUGGACAUUUACAUGGAACGGUCUGAUGUCAAUGAUCAGAUUCAGGUCUUCGUCAGUCAAGUUGUGGCUGGUGGUGGCUCCUUUGUGAGAGCGAAAGCUGAGAGUGGAGUUUCGGGAUACUCCGCAAAUGGAAAGCAAACUUUGAAAGUCACUUUAAAUGGUACAGACAAUUAUGAAGGAUUUAUAUCCAUAGUGGGGAAAGCAGCUCCAGAAUCAGUGGUACUAGUAGACGCUUUCCGAUACACACCACCGCACGUAGACGCCGCAUAUUGUCAAGAUCCAAAGAACGUUUUAAAUCCCUUCAGCAAUGUGAAUACAAACGCGAUCUUCUCUAGGAAGACCACAAGAACCACUCGUAGGACCACAACGACGAAAAGGACCACAACGACAAAAAAGACCACAACGACUCGAUGGACCACAGCCUCCACAACUACAACUAAUGAAACGACCACAUAUAAUACAACCACUCCAAAUUAUAACACCACCAGUCCUAUCUAUAGUACUACGCUACCUACCGUUACUAGUCGACCUCCCUACAUCAUUGACGAUAGACCUGCCUCAAGUGCUACUAGCUUAGCUCCUUUAAUGACUAUGCUUUUAUCUCUCACUGUACUAUCAGCUUUAUGCCAAUUGCCCAGCUGACGCGCGAAUACUGAAAACGUGCUCAAUUUUAAGUUGUACAUAACUGAAGUAUCAAGUUAUCUCUGUAGGUACCUGUAACUGUGUAAUUGUGCCUAGGGAUGUGCUAUAACAGGCGUCGCACCAUGUGGGCUCCGGAGCAGGUCUAAUUAGAGGACUAGGUGCUCCUUUACAGGUGUUGAGUGUGGCCAACAGGGUGGUUUUAGUGAGGUAAAAAAUCUCACAGUCUUUAGUCUUUUAUCUUCAAAAAGCUGGGCGCCUUUUGAAGGUAUCCCUCUGUAAUACAAAAGGUACCUAACCGUAGAAGUUUUUGACUACAAAUACUUAAAAAUAAAUUAGAGUAAGAAAUAUUUUUGGGAGUGACUUAAAAUUGAGUGGCGUUUGGUUAUUUUAGUACAAACUUAACUGUUUUGGUUUAGAGUUUAAUUUUACAUAAUUAUUUUUAUGUAAUCUAGUCAAGCUAAUCAAACAGGACCUUUGAUUAAUUAUUUUAGUCUCAUGUAAUUAGGUAGUAAGCCUAUUGGCAUUGGAGACUGACCUAUCCAACUGGACUUGUAAGACUUCGUGCUACCGAUCGUGGUUGCGAUCACUAAGCUAACGAGGCAUUAGAGGUAGCAGGGCUACUGCAAUACCUGCUGCUAAUCAUAUACAUAUGAUAUUAAAACAUCAUGUAACUAAAUAAUACGAAUUUAUAUAUCACUAUAUAUAGUCACGCCUUUUAUCCCCGAAGGGCUUGGCAGAGGUGCACAUUAUGGCAUGUAAUGGCACUGUAAAAUGUACACCCAGUUUUCACCAUUUGUGUUAUAAGUCCCAUGUAAUAGGGGGUAAUAUGAAUUUAUUAUAACAACAUGUACCUAAUAUAAAAUGUGAUAACUUUAUUCCAUGACAUAUAGGAAUAUAACUAUGUAAUAAAUUAAUAAAAUUUGUAAUACAUAAGUU